Messenger RNA from Bactrocera tryoni, 4459 nucleotides. Its product is annotated as pancreatic triacylglycerol lipase. Gene Ontology annotation, molecular function: lipase activity. NCBI's taxonomy places the organism in Eukaryota, Metazoa, Arthropoda, Insecta, Diptera, Tephritidae. Gene Ontology annotation, biological process: lipid metabolic process. The transcript has 5 exons. The record is from RefSeq and is a predicted model, not a curated record. The coding region runs from base 2877 to 4406 and encodes 509 amino acids.
GCAUCGAAACCCCUAUAAAGGGAUACACUUAAAAUACCGAAGUUCAAAAAGCCGGCCCAUCAAAAUACCGACAAAAUUCAAAUAUGCAGCUAAAUCAAAAUACCGACAAACCAAAAUGCCGACAUAUCCAAAAUAUUUUAUCGCGUCCGUAUUUUCACUUUGUGAGGCGAGCCCUCAUUUCUGCCGAAGGACAGAAAGAGAAUUCUUUUGAUUAAGGGUUAUGAGCGUGUUCGUGGCCGGAUGCCGAAAGCCGCCGGUCCUCGAACCUAACACGCCACCUUUCAUAAAAUAUAACUUUUUUUAGUUUUUAGUUAGGUUAGGCUAGAUGAGGUUAAACUUAUAGGCAAUAAGCCACGCAUAGACCAGUUUUGGUCCUUGCGAUACCAGCUGGAGAUCAGUUCCUUGGUUCAUGAGAUGUAGACAUCCUUUAGGAUUUGUUUUUAAUUACUCAACUAAAAUUCAGAAAUUAAAUAUUCGGUUAGUGGUGUUUUCCACUUUGGGAUCUAGGAAUCAUAUUAACCCUUUCUUUUUAAGAGUACAUAGUACCUUAUUUUAAAAUUUCUCUUGUCCAUGUCCAGUUGUCUCUGACGGUCUGUAUAUACCGAACUAAUUUCUAAGUUUUUGUGAUAUCGAUCACCUCACCAAGAAGCUGCUCAUUUAUCGGAACACCCAAAAUCGGACAUGUACAACACAUAGCUACCGUAAAAACUGACCGAUCAAACUCAAGUCCUUGCAUGGAACAUAUUCAAAUGGACGAGAUAUCAACACAAAAUUUAAUUCAAGGAAAAGCGACAUUCUCUGAACACAUUGUUCAGCUCAGACCACUGCAGCAUAUAGCUGUCUUUCAAACUGACCGAUCAAAAUCAAGAUUAAGAACUUUAUGCUAUAAAAACGCACGUGUGAAGGGUAUUUUGUUUGAUUAUACUUUCACUUCAAUUUGAAAGGUAUUCCGACCGGCGUACCUUCAACGUAGAGCCAAUGAGCUGCCGCAAAGAAUUUACGCAUAUCUGCACUUUAUCGCCAUGAGAGCAUCAGGGCUUGUUAAAAUUUAAUUAAAAAAGCCCAAUUAAAGUGAAAGCCUGUUGGAGAUUACAGAUCUGUCACGUUUCAAUUAAGUUAAAAGCACAGAGGCCUACAACAACAACACCAGUUGUGUGUAUUAAGUUGCAAUUAAUAUUUGCAGGCAAUCGGCGAGCGCCACGCCAUUCCCCAAAGGCACUAACAACAAUUGGCAACGUGUUUAACAUGUGUAAUGCUGAAAACUGAUCUGUAAUCUCAGUUAAACUUCGAAAAAAACUAAAAAAUGCAAUAACAAUUUAGACACGUUCGUUGCCUGUCCAGCCAUUCAACAGCUUUGGCGACGCUGUUGCUUCUUUUUGUGGUAGGCAUAUAGCACGUCCGUGCAUUUGCUGCUUAAAGUCACCAAAUGUUGCUUUGCACUUUACUCGUCAUAUUUCCCUUGCUUUCUGCUUUCUGCUUUUAUUUUUUGUUUUGGUUUAUAAUCGAAAACGUCUCGGCAAAUAGCUAUCCACCAUCAAUCACAGCCACGAAAAACUCUCACUUACGCAUGCGCGCGCAUUCCGCUUACGCUCGACUCAUUUGAAUGAAUGCAAUAUGCCGCUAAACGCUUACCCACUGGCCAUUUGCGUGCGUUGCGUACCGAAGUGGUAACGCGAAUUUCACUGCGGCGCUUAAGCGAAGCUUCCGUUUCUGUUUUGUUUGGCAAAUUGCAUAAGAAAGAAGAAGAAGACAUACAUAAAUAGUUAGCAUUAAGACGAGCUUUGUCGCUAGUUUUCGAUACAUAGCUACCCUGACGAUUGUUCCAACCUACCUUACACAUUCGAAAAACUAAUUUUUAAACUUUAGAUUUGGUCUUAAAAAGGGUAUAAGUUAGUCCGUGGGGACUUUUGAUCACAUAUCAGCCCUUGAAAAUCACUUUACCCACAUAAGUAACUGAUACGAUCCUUUCUUUCACUGUCACUACCAGCUGGGAAAAGUUACUUCUGAUCCACGUUCGCUGGCAACAGUCUUAAGUCGGAGGAACUACCAUUGUCUGCAUUUCUUAAAGAUUAUCCGAAGGUUUGCAGUUCAUAAUAGCGUUCAAAUCGUUUCUUCUUUCUCUCAAACACUUCAAGAACCAGUUCGUCGAGUUAACCAUCGUUCCCACUCCUAAACAAUAUUGAUAUUGGGGUACGCUUUAAGAUAAAGAAAGAACUAUCAAUUGUCAAGACUAGACUCCUUUACAUUCAGACUCCUGCAGUUUUACCAAAUUUAGUAAGACAAAAUGUUAUCAUUGUCACUUGAGCUCUUAUAAAAGAUUAACUUACGCAGACUUGAACUUUUUUAGAGACUCGAAGUUUUUCAUACAUACGAAGAACCUGCAGAAAAAAUAUCAACAAUGCAUUAAGCUUCGCGAUUAUUGGUCUUUUUUGUUCGAAUGCAAACCUAACCUUCUAUUCACUUGAAAAAAAGAGGGCUCAAUCUUCCUCAAACCAAGACAUAUGUAAUCAUGCCUUAAGACACUUUUUUCUAUAUCCACUCUAAGAAACCAAGGUCUCAAUCCUCCAUCAAACACUUUUUCACUAUUCACUCUAAGAAAUUGAGGUCUCAAUCUUCCCUCAAGACGCUGUUUUCACUAUUCACUCGAAGUUAUCGCGGUCUUCAUCAGAUUGCGAAUGCCAGGAAUCGCAUAGGAAUAACAUAAACCUCAAAUUGAGUAACCAUCGCAUGGCUUCUUUUAGUAAAUUAUAUCGAGGAAGGCCUGGUGUGUCAAAAGAUGGAUACAGUCUUAUAGUAUUCCGAAAAUAAAGCAUAGUUACAUAGCUUUAAGUGAAUCAAUUGUGAUAAUAAAAAGAAAUUAAGUAGAAUAGCAUAAAAUGUGUACAACAACGACGCAACAAUGUACAACAGUCGUUCCGAGCUUCCUCAGGACCAUUUCGAUUAUAGUUAUAUUUUCACUAGUCAACUGCCAUGCCAAGUCAUUUCUCAAUCAACUCACGGCGGUGCCAACGACGACAACCCCAGCGCCGAGCACCACACCCGCGCCAACAAUGCGUGAUAUAGUAAUUGGACCCUGUCGUUGGGUGAUCGGACGCAAAUGCCCCGAUAAAGAUGUGCGCUUCUACUUGUACACUCGGCGCAAUCCACAGCAGCCUCAGUACUUGAACAUCGACGAAACAUUCGAUAAGUCCAAUUUGACCAACUCGAACUUUAAUCCGCGUUAUCAGACAAAGAUCAUCAUACACGGCUACAAUGCGGAUAUGUAUAUGAACACCUUGCAGCGCAUGAAAUAUGAAUAUUUAAUGCGCGGUGAGUAUAACGUCAUCUUUGUGGAUUGGGCUGUGCUGGCGCCCGGUCCAUGUUACGUCAACGUCGCACAUAAUAUCAAGCAUGUGGGUGCAUGUGUAGCCCAACUUGUGGAACGUAUUUUGGAGACGGGCACCACCGAUAUGCAUGUCAUCGGCUUCUCGCUGGGCGCACAGUUGACGAAUUAUGUUGCGCGAAAUUUGGGCUCGUUUCAAUUGCCGAGAAUAACAGGUCUCGAUCCGGCCAUGCCUUUUUUCAUCACCUCCGGCAUCGAUGACAAAUUGGACCCCACUGACGCUGCUUUCGUCGACGUAAUACAUACGAAUGCCUUUGUCCAGGGCAAAAUAGAGCGCUGUGGACAUGCGGACUUCUAUAUGAAUGGCGGCAUACUACAGCCCGGUUGCAAUAAGGAAAACACAAAUCCAUUUGCCUGCAGCCAUCAGCGCGCUGUCGAAUAUUUUUCGGAAUCGAUACGUUCACGUAAAGGUUUCUGGGGUUGGGCUUGCAGCUCGUAUAUCUCAUAUUUGCUCAACAUGUGUCCGCCUACGAAUUAUCUACUCGAAGCGGGCGAAGAUAUAAAGCUCAGCACAAAGGGCAUGUUUCUAGCCGAGACUAAUGAUACAGCGCCGUACGCCUUAGGCAAGUGGACCGACUUACCGACAUUGGGUAAACAAAAGCCUACCAUUAACAAUGGGCGCAUCACAAUAACGUUGCCACAACCGUCGGGCUUCCGUGAUCCCUUGUUGCAGCAAGUGGAUCAAUGGAAUAAAUUGGACUCACAUUUCAAUGGCAUUGAACCCGAACCGACGCCGUUUUCACAAGAUCCCAACGGCGAAAAUUGGACUUACUUUAGUGGCGUUGGCACUGGUGACAUAACCGAUACUUCGAAGACCGGUAACGAGCUUGCCGGCUCGGUGGAAGAGCAAAGUUCGGAGGAUGUGCAGAAAGUGCAUGAAACGCAAAUUGAAUGGCUGGAAUAUCGACGAAAUCUGACCAAUGGCCAUAUAGAAAAUAGUAUUUUUAAAGUGCCUCAUAUUGAAGGUGCAGAGUUGAGUAGCAAGAAGCUAAGCAGACAGCCACGUGGAAAUGAAAUAAACUGAUAAGUUAUAAAAGUGAUUAAAUAUUUAAAAAUAUAAAUUAUUUGAAAACAGUA